Messenger RNA from Bombyx mandarina (wild silkworm), 809 nucleotides. RefSeq names its product methenyltetrahydrofolate synthetase (gene Mthfs). The record is from RefSeq and is a predicted model, not a curated record. Gene Ontology annotation, molecular function: 5-formyltetrahydrofolate cyclo-ligase activity. Gene Ontology annotation, biological process: tetrahydrofolate interconversion; folic acid-containing compound biosynthetic process. NCBI's taxonomy places the organism in Eukaryota, Metazoa, Arthropoda, Insecta, Lepidoptera, Bombycidae. Gene Ontology annotation, cellular component: mitochondrion.
GUCAUGUUCCGUAUCAACACGAUUUGAUAAUAAAACGAUUCUCAUGAUUUUGACUUGUGAAUGUUCAGUAUCAGUUUGGAGUUGAUAUAAAGUGGCUUUCUCCGUGUUAUCUUGUGCAACUAGGAGGCAGAAUGAGUCCAAUAAAACCAAAUCCUGCCAAAGCCUUGCUACGUAACGAAAUUGCCGCUAAAAUCGCCGCCUUGACGAAUGAAGAGAAAAAAAGACAAUCUCAAAUUGUUUAUGAAAAGGUAAUCAACCACUCAUGGUACAAAUCAUCAAGUCGUAUUGCUCUCUACAUGAGCACCGAAAAUGAGAUAGACACUGCUCCUCUAAUCAAACACAUCCAAGCCAGAGGGGCUGCGGCCUUCGUGCCACAGUACGCCGGAGGACGCAUGAGGAUGUUACACUUGGAGACCGGGGAUGAGCAGACCAUGCCAAAAACUAAACACGGGAUAUCUCAGCAUGGGAAAGACCAAUCCAGGGAUGAUGCUCUAGGAACAGGUGGAUUAGAUCUGAUCAUAGCUCCAGGGGUGGCAUUUUCUCGAUCCGGAGACAGGCUGGGACACGGAGGUGGCUACUACGACAAGUUCAUCACUAAUUUGAGGCUCAAUCCAGAAACAGCUCCGAAGAUUGUUGCAGUGGCUUUUAACUGCCAAGUUGUCGACAUGGUGCCGACUAACGAACAAGACCAGAAAGUGAACGAGGUUAUAUUCGCUGAAUAAAUACUGUAGCCAUACAGAAACAUGAAGAAAUCGCACCCAAAGAAUGUUCGGAGUGCCAACGAUUUUUUGUAUGACAAUCUUUAAAAA